AGAAUGGAAAGACCAUUGUGACUAUGUGAUAUGUAAGUUGUCUUACUACUGAGUUUCUCUUUGGAAUCAUGGAGGAGAAACAGCAGAUUAUAUUGGCUAAUCAGGAUAGUGGGACAGUCCCAGGAGCAACACCUACUUUUUUUGUUAUCUUAAAACAGCCAGGAAAUGGCAAAACUGAUCAAGGAAUUUUGGUCACGAAUCGCGAUACAUGUGCUUUGACUGGCAGUGUGUCAUCACCAGAAAAGUCUAAAGGGAAGAUUUGCCUUCCAGCUGAUUGUACUGUGGGAGGAAUCACUGUCACUUUGGAUAACAAUAGUAUGUGGAAUGAAUUCUAUCAUCGAAGCACAGAGAUGAUUCUGACCAAGCAGGGAAGACGCAUGUUUCCUUAUUGUCGUUACUGGAUAACAGGUUUAGAUUCAAAUUUGAAGUAUAUCCUUGUUAUGGAUAUAUCUCCUAUGGACAACCAUCGUUAUAAAUGGAAUGGUCGUUGGUGGGAACCCAGUGGGAAGGCUGAGCCCCAUGUUUUGGGGAGAGUUUUUAUUCAUCCAGAAUCUCCUUCCACAGGUCACUUUUGGAUGCAUCAACCGGUAUCUUUCUAUAAACUCAAACUUACAAAUAAUACACUGGACCAAGAAGGGCAUAUCAUCUUGCACUCUAUGCAUCGCUACCUACCAAGGCUUCAUUUAGUGCCUGCAGAUAAGGCUACUGAAGUGAUACAAUUGAAUGGCCCUGGUGUCCACACUUUUACGUUUCCACAAACUGAAUUCUAUGCUGUUACAGCUUAUCAAAACAUUCAGAUUACCCAACUGAAAAUAGAUUACAAUCCAUUUGCCAAAGGCUUCCGGGAUGAUGGAUUGAAUACUAAGCCCCAGAGAGAGGGAAAGCAAAAGAAUAGCUCUGAUCCAGAAGAGAAUGGUGUUCCCAGUUCUCCUGGUCAUCAGAUUCAUCUUACUGAUGAUGAAAGGUCAGAGAUUCAGCUGGAUAUAGAUUCAGAUCCUAUAUUGAGAGUUCACGAAACAUCACAUAAGGAUUUAGAGAAACCUUGCCCUAAUAUCAAACAAGACUUUGUUGGUCCCAUGGAUACCGAUUCAGCACUUUGUGAAGUGCCUCAGUUGAAGCAGGAGGCUUCUGAAAGUCUUGUUGCCAAUAAUUUUGAAGACUGCUCCCAUGUAACUUCACCAUUAGAUCCAAAUGGACCCUUCGAUGUUGUCAUUAAAGAGGAACCUCUAGAUGAUUAUGAAUAUGAGCUUGGUGAGUGCCCAGAAGGUGUCAGUGUGAAACAGGAAGAGACAGAUGAGGAAACAGAUGUAUACUCAAACAGUGAUGAUGAUCCUAUACUAGAGAAACAGCUAAAAAGACAUAGUAAAGUUGAUAACUUAGAAGCUGAACAUUCCUCUUCUAACUGGCUACCAAGCAGCCCAUCAGGUAUUGCUAAAGCGAAAAUGUUCAAAUUAGAUGCUGGAAAGAUGCCAGUUGUUUGUCUGGAGCCCUGUGCUGUCACUAAAAGCACAGUGAAGAUUUCUGAGCUGCCUGAUAACGUGCUUUCUACAUCUCGGAAGGAUAAAUCUUCAGUGUUGGCAGAAUUAGACUAUUUGCCUGCGUAUAUUGAAAAUUCCAAUGAGACUGACCUCUGUUUAGAAAAAGAAUCAGAAAAUGGUCUUAGAAAAUAUUCAUCAGAUUUCAGAGUGAUACAGAAAUACCCUUUAUUUAAUGAGCCUCAAUGGAAAUAUCCUGAUAUAUCUGACAGCAUUAGCACAGAAAGAACACAAGAUAAUAAUUCUAAGAGUUCAUCUGGGGAUUCAUUUUCUGGAAAAGAGGACUUGGGUAGAAAGAAAACUGCUAUGCUUAGAAUUGCCCCAGCUCCAAAGGCUGCGACUGCUAGUCAGAAUACCUCUUCAAAUAUCACUGGGAAAAGAGGGAGGCCGCGGAAAUGGAAACUCUGUAAGGGAGGGCGGCCACCUAAAACCACUGGAAAGUCUCUGACUUCUACAAAGAAUACCCCUCUGAGUCCUGGGAGUACUUUUCCAGAUGUGAAGCCUGAUCUGGAAGAUGUGGAUGGUGUUCUCUUUGUUUCCUUUGAAUCGAAGGAAGCUCUAGACAUUCAUGCAGUUGAUGGGCCAACAGAAGAACCUGCUAAUCUUCAGACAUCAACCACAAAUGAUUCAGGUUCCAGAGUAAGAAUUUCCCAGUUGGAAAAGGAAUUGCUAGAAGAUUUGAAGUCCUUGCGUCACAAGCAGGUGAUUCAUCCUGCUCUUCAAGAAGUGGGCUUAAAGUUGAAUUCUGUGGAUCCAACGAUGAGCAUAGAUCUUAAAUACCUGGGAGUACAGCUCCCUUUGGCUCCAGCUACUAGCCUUCCUUUCUGGAACCUUACAGGAACUAAUCCUGCAUCUCCUGAUGCUGGAUUUUCCUUUGUUUCUAGAACAGGGAAAACCAAUGACUUCACCAAAAUUAAAGGAUGGAGGGGAAAGUUUCACAGUGUUUCUGCUUCUAGGAAUGAAGGAAGCAAUUCAGAAGGUUCAUUAAAAAACCGUUCUGCUUUCUGUAGUGACAAGUUAGAUGAAUACUUGGAAAAUGAAGGCAAGCUGAUGGAAACAAGCAUGGGUUUCUCUUCCAACGCUCCUACAUCUCCUGUGGUAUACCAGCUUCCCACUAAGAGUACCAGUUAUGUACGGACACUUGACAGUGUUUUAAAGAAGCAGUCUGCCAUUUCCCCUUCUACCUCUUACUCUUUGAAGCCUCAUUCUGUCCCUCCUCCCUCACGAAGGGUGAAAUCUCAAAACAAACAGGCAAAUUUAAGUGGCCGGAGUAAAUCAUCUUACAAAUCCAUCUUACCAUAUCCUGUUACAGCAAAACAGAAACACUCUCCAGGAGAUAGGGUUACCAAAAAUUCUUCAAGCACUAUCUCAGAAAACCAGGUGAAUAACUUUGCUGUGUCCUCUUCAGAGGAAAAUAUUUUUCCAAAGCAGAUCAGUCUGCGGCAGGCACACCAACAGCAACAGCAGCAGCUUCUGGGAACUCGCCCUCCAGGCCUGUCUAAAACUCAGGUGAAGCUAAUGGACCUAGAAGACUGUGCUCUUUGGGAAGGAAAACCAAGAACCUAUAUCACUGAAGAACGAGCAGAUAUAUCCUUAACAACUCUCCUUACAGCUCAAGCAUCUCUCAAAAAUAAACCUAUUCACACAAUCAUAAGGAAGCGAGCUCCUCCGUGCAACAAUGACUUCUGUCGACUGGGUUGUGUAUGUUCCAGUCUCGCUUUGGAGAAGCGCCAGCCAGCUCACUGCCGCAGACCAGACUGCAUGUUUGGCUGUACUUGUUUGAAAAGAAAAGUUGUACUUGUUAAAGGAGGAUCCAAAACUAAUAAGCAUUUCCAGAGGAAAGCUGUUCAUCGAGAUCCAGUCAUUUAUGAUACUUUAGGAGAGGAGGAAAAGGAAGAAGGAGUGGAGGGAGUCAAGGAGGAAGAGGAGCUAUUCAAAGACAAAAAGAAGAGAAAGAAGCUAGAAUACACUAUUUGUGAAACAGAGCCUGAACAGCCCAUUCGACAUUACCCAUUAUGGGUAAAAGUAGAAGGUGAAGUAGAUCCAGAGCCAGUUUAUAUUCCAACUCCUUCUGUCAUUGAACCUAUGAAACCACUAUUAUUGUCUCAGCCAGAAGUUUUAUCUGCUACUGUGAAGGGGAAACCAUUCACUGGAAUUAAGCCUGCAAAGCCAUAUAUUCCAAAGCCCAAUCCUGUGAUUAGAGAAGAGGACAAAGAUCCAAUCUACUUGUACUUUGAAAGUCUGAUGACUUGUGCCAGAGUUCGUGUUUAUGAACCAAAAAAAGAACAGAAACAACCAUCCCUUUCCUCACCAUUUCAGCAGCAGAGCUCAUGUCAUCCUAGUGCUGAGGACUGUAGUAAAAAGGAACCUGAUUCUGAACACCAUCUUUUAAAGCAAGUCACCUGUGACUUGGAGAAGGAUUCUGAUAAAUCACAAGAAAAGAACUGGAAGUCAUCCUGCAAUGAAGGAGAAUCAUCUUCUACCUCGUAUGUGCAUCAGAGGUCACCUGGUGGACCCACCAAACUGAUAGAGAUCAUCUCAGACUGCAACUGGGAGGAGGAUCGGAACAAGAUUUUGAGCAUCUUAUCCCAGCACAUCAAUAGCAACAUGCCACAGUCACUUAAGGUGGGCAGCUUCAUCAUUGAGUUGGCUUCUCAGCGAAAGAGCCGGGGUGAGAAGAACCCUCCUGUUUAUUCUUCUCGUGUGAAAAUCUCUAUGCCAUCAUGUCAAGACCAAGAUGAUAUGGCUGAGAAAUCUGAAUCAGAGACUCCUGAUGGUCCAUUAUCCCCUGGGAAAAUGGAUGAUCUCACUUCUAUGCAGACAGAUGCCUUGGAUUCAGUGAGGGAAAGAUUGCAUGGAGGCAAAGGUCUGCCUUUUUAUGCAGGCCUUUCUCCUGCAGGGAAGCUUGUGGCCUAUAAACGUAAACCCAGUUCAAGCACAUCUGGGCUUAUCCAGGUAGCAUCCAAUGUCAAGGUGGCUGAAUCCAGGAAACCACGUACCCUGUUGCCUUCAACAUCCAAUUCCAAAACGACAUCCUCCUCCAGCACUACUUCAAGUCGCCCUGGGAAGAGUUUGAAGGCGUUUGUGCCAGCUAAAAGACCAAUUGCGGCUCGACCCUCUCCUGGUGGUGUGUUCACACAGUUUGUGAUGAGUAAAGUUGGAACCCUGCAGCAGAAGAUACCUGGAGUUAGCACACCCCAACCCCUGACAGGGCCACAGAAGUUCACUAUCAGACCUUCUCCAGUAAUGGUCGUCACACCUGUGGUUUCUUCUGAGCCAGUUCAGGUGUGCAACUCUGUGACUGCUGCUGUCACUACUACCACCCCUCAAGUGUUUUUAGAAAAUGGUACUUCUGUGACACCUAUGACUGCUAUUUCUGACAAGGGAACUAAAGAAACUACUUACUCUCCUGGUGCCACCACUAAAGGAGCUUUUCAGGUCUCUGAACCUAAUACCAGCACCCCAGUAACAUCAUGCCAGUCAACAGCCACUGCGAACCUUACCAAAACUACUGGGAUAAAUACCCCUGUGGCUUCAGUUGCUUUUCCUAAGUCUUUGGUAGCAUCUUCUCCAACCAUAACUCUUCCUGUUGCUUCCACUGCCUCCACUUCCAUAGUCGUGGUGACCACAGCUGCAUCUUCCUCCAUGGUGACCACACCAACUUCAUCUCUGGGCUCUGUUCCUAUUAUACUUUCGGGAAUUAAUGGGAGUCCACCAGUGAGCCAGAGACCAGAGAAUGCUCCUCAGAUUCCAGUGGCUACUCCACAAGCUUCUCCUAACACAAUGAAACGUGCUGGACCUCGGUUAUUGUUGAUUCCAGUGCAGCAGGGUUCUCCUACUGUUAGACCUGUCGCAAAUACACAACUUCAAGGACAUCGGAUGAUCUUGCAGCCUGUUAGGAGUCCAAGUGGAAUGAAUCUAUUCAGACAUCCUAAUGGGCAGAUUGUCCAGCUCCUUCCUUUGCAUCAGAUUCGAGGCUCUAAUACCCAGCCUAACUUACAGCCCGUCAUGUUUCGGAACCCAGGAUCUGUGAUGGGAAUCCGGUUACCAGCUCCUUCCAAAUCUGAGACACCACCAUCUUCUGCGUCAUCUUCUACUUUUGCUGUUGUGAACCCUGUUAUUCAGACUGUUGGGUCUUCUCCUGGAGUGCAGGCACCCUCAGUGCUUUCCUCUGGAUCUGGUUUUGUGUCUCAGGCUGGUACGGCUGGUACUUUGACCCUGAGGAUUUCUGCAACUGAACCACAAAACUUUGCAAAUAAAACAGGCUCUGAAACCAAAAUAACUUACAGCUCAGGAGGGCAGCCUGUUGGUACAGCCAGUCUUAUUCCUCUCCAGUCUGGCAGUUUUGCCUUGUUGCAGCUCCCAGGACAAAAACCCAUUCCCAGUUCCAUUCUUCAGCAUGUUGCUUCUCUGCAGAUGAAAAAAGAUUUACAAAAUGUAGAUCAGAAAAAUGAAACAAACUCUAUACGAGAUCAGGAAACUAAGAAGGCUUUAAAGGCAGAAGGAGAUGCUGUAGACCCUGAGGCUAAUAUUAUAAGCCAAAACCCAGAAGCUACUGACUCAAAAGAAACCCUGAAGAUAGAAGAUGGGAGUGAUCAUUUUGAUGAGGAAUCUAUUAUGGAGGAAGAAUCAGCAACUGCCAUAACUUCUGAGCACUCUGCUGUCACUGGAUCACAUCCAGAUCAAGGCUGUAAAGAUACCAGUGAAGAGUGUGGGUCUAGGAAUCAGAGCAAUUCCAAGGAAAAACGGACUGUACUAGAAGCUAAGGCAGUUUCUGAUAAAGCCAGUAGUAAGAUGGUACAAAACAAAAGCAGUAUUCCUCUUAAAAGACUUGAUGAUGUGAAAGUGGAACAGCAGAACAUAUUAGAUAAUUCAGAGAAAAAAUCAAGUGAAUUUCCAGUCAUCUCUAAGGAAGAAAAUAAACUUGAAUUACUAGGGAGCAGAGUUGUGGAACCACAAUUUGAUCUACCAUCAGAGACCAAGGAGAAGGGAUGUGGAAGCUCUAUAGAGAAGGACAAUAAUAGAGAAAAAUGGAGAAAACACCUGAAGGGUCCAUUGACCCGAAAAUAUGUUAGAGCUUCACAAGAAUGUAAGAAAGAGGCAGAUGAUCAGUUAAUUAAAGAAGCAAAGCCAAAUUCAAAUGUGUGUCAACAAGAACAAGACAGCUCUGGGGAAAGUGGAAUUACUGAGGGUUCCAGAGUUUUAAAAACGGAAUGUGAUCCUUGGAAUAGGAUUUCUAAUCCUGAAGCCUUAUCCAUUGUUCCCAGGAGAGCUACAAAAAGCAACAGAGGGAAUGGACAUUUUCAGGGUCAUUUACUGCUACCAGGAGAACAGAUACAGCCAGAGCAAAUGAAGAGUGGAAGACACAGUGCUGACUUUACCGUUUUGGAUUUGGAAGAGGAGUAUGAGGAAGAUGAAAAAACCGAUGAUUCUGUUGAUGAAGUUGUGGAUAUUGUUUCUGACUACCAGAGUGAGGAAGUUGAUGAUAUAGAAAAGAAUAAUUGUGUAGACUACCUUGAGGAGGAUGAUGAGCACAUAGAUAUUGAGACUGUGGAGGAGCUCUCAGAGGACGUGAACGUCCACAUACAGACCCCAGUUGCCCAUAUGCUUUCUUCCAAACAGCCGUGCCGUCUCCCUAUCCCUACAGAUGAAAAAGCAACUGAAAAGAAUCGGAAGGUACCACUAGUACCUGUCAAAGUGAAGUCUGAUUACUGGAAUGAAAAACUACAGAAAGAAGCAGAAGCUUUUGCUUAUUAUCGCCGGACACAUACUGCCAAUGAGCGGAGACGGCGUGGUGAAAUGAGGGAUCUCUUUGAGAAAUUGAAGAUCACCUUAGGAUUGCUUCAUUCAUCCAAGGUUUCAAAAAGUCUCAUCCUUACACGGGCAUUCAGUGAAAUUCAAGGACUAACAGAUCAGGCAGACAAAUUGAUAGGACAGAAAAAUCUUCUGACUCGAAAACGUAACAUUUUGAUUCGAAAAGUAUCAUCUCUUUCAGGUAAGACAGAAGAAGUAGUCCUAAAGAAGCUGGAAUAUAUAUAUGCCAAACAACAAGCACUAGAGGCUCAGAAAAGGAAAAAGAAGAUUGGAUCAGAUGAGCUUAAUAUUUCUCCUGGAACUGACAAACAAAGAUUAUCUGCAUCGUCUGUAGAUCUAGAGCAGAUGUUUAUAAAUAACAGGAGGGGGAAACCUUUGAUUCUUUCCAGAAAAAAAGACCAAGCCACAGAAAAUACCUCGCCCUCUAAUAUACAGCACACCUCUUCCAACCUCGUGAUGACUCCACAAGGACAACUGCUCACCUUAAAAGGUCCUCUGUUCUCGGGACCAGUCGUAACUGUUUCCCCUGCUCUCUUAGAAGCAGAUAUAAAACCUCAAGCUUCCAGCAGUUCUGUGACUCAAUCAGACAAUGAUGACUUAUUUAUGAUGCCAAGGAUUGUUAAUGUGACAUCAUUGGCCACAGAGGAAGGUUUGGUAGAUAUGAGUGGCAGCAAAUAUCCGCAUGAACUUCCUGAUAGCAAAGCACCUGAUCACCUGAAAGAACGAGUCAGAAAUGAAGAGGAUUGCUUUGAAGAUUCAGGUAGAAGCUCUUCUAGAGGCACCCAUAGAGGUGGCAGAAUGGAACUGAAUCCAGCACAGGUUUUUUUGGCAAAUCAAGAUUCUAGUUUUCCACAAAUAAUUGAUGUUAAUGCUGUUCAGGAAGCACAAGAGCGCUUGCCCAAAAAGAUUUCUAGUGAUCUAAGAGGGAUCCAGUAUAAAUGGAAAGAGAGUGACUCAAGAGGAGAGAGACUGAAAGCAAAAGUGUCCCCAUUUCAUAAAUUGAAGAUGAAAGAUCUCAAAGACUCAAGCAUAGAGAUGGAACUGAGAAAGGUGGCCUCUGCUAUAGAAGAAGCAGCACUGGAUCCCAGUGAACUGCUCACUAACAUGGAAGAUGAGGAUGACACUGAUGAGAGACUAACUUCACUUCUCAAUGAGAUUGCUUUUCUUAAUCAACAACUAAACGAUGACUCUGUGGGCCUGGCUGAACUACCCAGCACUGUAGGUACAGAGUUCCCAGGGGAUGCUCGGCGGGCUUUUAUCAGUAAGCUUCCUCCUGGGAACAGAGGAACUUUCCAGGUUGAUCACUUGGGAACUGAUUUGAAAGAGUUGCCUGAUGUACAAGGAGGAAGUGACCCUAUUAGUCCACUCCUUUUGCAUUUGGAAGAUGAUGACCUGUCUGAGAGUGAAAAACAGCUUACUGACCCAGCCUCUGAAACCGAUGUGCUAAAGAUUGUUAUUGACUCUGAGGUAAAGGAUACGCUUCUUACCCACAGGAAAGCCAGUAAUGGAGGGAAGAAUACAUCUAAAUUCCCUACAGAACCUGAAAGUGUGUCUUCACCCCCUAUCCUACGUAUGAAGACUGGCCUGGAGAACAGCAGCACAGAUACUUUGUGGAGGCCUAUGCCAAAGUUGGCACCUUUAGGCUUAAAAGUAGCUAAUCCUUCCAGUGAUUCAGAUGGUCAGAGUCUGAAGGUAAUGCCUUGUUUGGCACCUGUGGCUACCAAAAUUGGGUCAGUUGGACACAAAACGAACUUAACAGGGAAUGACCAGGAAGGCCAUGAGAGCAAGGUGAUGCCUACACUUGCACCCAUUAUGGCUAAAUUAGGUAGCUCUGGAGCCUCAUCAAGUUCUGCAGGGAAAUGA
Messenger RNA from Elephantulus edwardii (Cape elephant shrew), 9212 nucleotides. RefSeq names its product MGA, MAX dimerization protein (gene MGA). The transcript is spliced from 23 exons. Gene Ontology annotation, molecular function: RNA polymerase II cis-regulatory region sequence-specific DNA binding; protein dimerization activity; DNA-binding transcription factor activity, RNA polymerase II-specific. Gene Ontology annotation, biological process: cell fate specification; regulation of transcription by RNA polymerase II; positive regulation of DNA-templated transcription. The coding region runs from base 69 to 9212 and encodes 3047 amino acids. NCBI's taxonomy places the organism in Eukaryota, Metazoa, Chordata, Mammalia, Macroscelidea, Macroscelididae. The record is from RefSeq and is a predicted model, not a curated record. Gene Ontology annotation, cellular component: nucleus; MLL1 complex.